Messenger RNA from Medicago truncatula (barrel medic), 821 nucleotides. RefSeq lists its product as uncharacterized. Lineage: Eukaryota; Viridiplantae; Streptophyta; Magnoliopsida; Fabales; Fabaceae. The transcript has 2 exons. Bases 57 to 569 code for a protein of 170 amino acids. The record is from RefSeq and is a predicted model, not a curated record.
UACUUUCUCUUCAAUUUCAUAGUUUUGUUUAUCAGCUUUUUCCUGUUUCAUUGCUCAUGGCAUAUGUUCAUGUUAUCACAGCUCUUCUCUUUGCAUUAGUUUUAGUUAGAAUUGACCUAUCAGCAUGUGAAAUUCUUCAGGGUAAAGUCUCAUGUGUUGACUGCACUCAUAGCUAUGAUUUAUCUGAUAUUAAGGUCACAGUGAAAUGUGAAGGUGUUAAAAACCUAGCUAUGACAACUACAGAAGAAGAUGGCUCCUUCAAGGUUAACCUUCCCUCAGACAACACAAAAACUUCAAUGAACUGUUUGGCAAAACUUCUUGGUGGACCAAUUCAGCUUUAUGCCAAAAAGCAAAACCAAGUUUCACAAGUUAUUAAAGGAAAAGAAGAAAACAGCUACAUAAUUUCAACUCCUCUUAGUUUCUUGAUAUCAUGCCCCCAAAACACAAAUUGUAAGGCUACAAAACCUAUUGGUUCAUCCAAAACUAUUGAUCUUCCUUUGCCUCCAGAAUGGGGUUUGGCACCUAGUAGCUAUUAUGUACCUUUUGUUCCUAUCAUUGGAAUACCUUAAUUAAUCAUGUGUGUUCAAGUGGUGUAUAAUCACUUGAGUAAUAAAAAUUAUAGGGAACAAUAGACUUUUAUAUAGUCUUGUUUGUUAUGUAUAAUUAUAAAUGUAAUGAUGAAUCAUAUAUGUAGCUGUGGACAAAUGCAACAUAUAUGUAAUGAUGUAUCAUAUUGUGUGCCUAUGAACUAAUGUUAGUAUAUAUAUUCAUCUGCUUUUUCCAAGCUUCAAAGCAGAUAUAUGUUGUAUUGGUGAGGAAUA